AGCCGCGCAGAGGAAGAGCGGGACGCGGCAGCUGCAGCGGGCUCGCGCUGAGUUGAACCCUCCGUGAUGUCUGUGACCUCCAAAGUGGUUCUGGGAGUUUCUGUGGUUCUGACUCUGAGCACCGUGGCGACUGUGCACCUGAAACAGGCCUGGGACCGAGAGCGCCUCCACCAGGGUGUCGUUCGGGAUCUGGAGCGGCUGGAGAGGAAGAAGGAGAACCUGCGGUUGCUGGAGCAGCAGAAGGUCCUGACCCGACACCUGGAGGAGGAGCGGCGGCGUGCUGAGGCCAGGCUCCGCCCACAGGACACGUGAGGCAGGACCGGCCCACAGGUGGCGCUGCGGCUGAGGGCGGACAUGGACAGCAGCGGCGAGCCCCUGGCGGCGGACGAGGUGACGUGCACGUCGGCGUCAGAGGGGCUGGAGGAGGGGGAGGUGGAGGGGGAGACUCUGCUGAUCGUGGAGUCGGAGGAUCAGGGUUCGGUGGACCUGUCCCACGACCAGAGCGGGGACUCGCUGACCAGCGACCUGGGGGAGGAGGGGGAGGGCGGCUGGGCCUGCGAGGACAUGUCCUUCUACUGCGAGCGCUGUCACAAGUGGACCCCUGCAGCUCAGCUCCGAGGAGAACAGCCCAGCUACCUGAAAGGAGACAACUUCUUCAAGUUCACCUGCUGCAGCUGCUCCGAGGACGGCAAGGAGAGCUUUGAGAGGAUGCGGCUCACCUGGCAGCAGGUGGUGAUGUUGGCCAUGUACAACCUGUCCCUGGAGGGGACGGGCCGGCAGGGCUACUUCCGCUGGAAGGAGGACAUCUGCGCCUUCAUCGGCCGGCACUGGAACUUCCUGCUGGGAACCAGGAAGAAGACCUCCACCUGGUGGAGCACGGUGGCCGGCUGCCUGUCUGUCGGCAGCCCCACCUUCUUCCGCUCGGGGGCGCAGGAGUUUGGAGAACCCGGCUGGUGGAAGCUGGUCCAGAACCGACCCCCCACCCUGAGGCCCGAUGUGGACAAGUCCGCCGCCAAGACCAAAGGUAAGGCGCAGCCAGUCCGCAGAGGGCGGGGUUCCACGUCUCUGCUCAGCUGCUUGUGGUCCGCAGCGUCCAAACCCGUCCUGGACCCCAUCAUCACGGUGGAGGGCUUGAGGAAGCGGGGGGCCCGGAACGCCGUGGAGAACGCCAUGCAGCUGAAGGAGAAGCGUUCUCGCACCCAGGAGGCCAAAGACAUCCGUCGAGCACAGAAGGAGGCGGUGGGAGGAUACCCCGACCGUAGUGCCUCCUCCACGCCCGUCAAACUGGGCGGGGGCCGUGGCGGGGGGGCCGGGCGGCGGCCCGAUCUGGUCCUAGAGAAGGGGGAGGUCAUCGACUUCUCCUCGCUGAGCUCCUCGGACCGGACUCCUCUCACCAGCCGGUCUCCGUCACCCUCCCCCGACUUCUCCGCCCCAGGGACGCCGGCCUCCCAGUCGGCCACGCCCAGUCUGCUGUCGGAGGCGGACCUCAUUCCUGACGUCAUGCCCCCCCAGGCGUUGUUCCACGAUGACGAGGAGGUGGACGGCAUGAUUGAUCCAGGAAUGGAGUACGCCCCCCCACCCAGCGCCACCCUCAUAGGCCGCAAGAAGGUCUGCUCCGCCCCCCCUCACAUCAAAAGAGAAGCUGACAGCGAGGAAGACGAUUGUCCUGAGCGCCACGAAGACUUUGAGGAGUCGGGAGGAAGGAAGGAAGCUCCUCCCUCUCCGUCUGGGGGGGCCGAGCGGAGGAGGGCGCCGGCGGCCGCCGACAUCGUGGCUAGUCCUCGCUGCGUCGCCGUCAGCCUGUACGAGGAGCGGCUGCUGCUACGGCGCCUGGACGCCUGCCCGCUGGCGCUGGCCGUCACGCCGCAGGCCCGCCGUCUUCGCCGGAAGCUGCUGGUCCGCCAGGCCAAGAGGCAGAGAGGGCUCCCCCUGCUGGACGUGGACCGGGCCAUCAGUGCCACCCUCAGCCUGGUGGGAGGGAUCUACGGCGGCUCUGAAGGGGGCCCCAACGCGGGGGGCGGAGCCGAGGAGAAGUACCGCACCAGCAGUCGGGAGCUGCAGAUCCUGGAUCGUUUCCAGACCAGAACCUCCGGCAGAAGAGGCGUCCCGUUACACUCUGUGUCCUUCUGGCAUCGGCUGAUGGGCGCUGAAGGCGGUCUGGAGCAGAGCAUCAAGAGUCCGUACACGUCCCGCGUGCUGAAGCCGUACAUCAGGAGGGACUAUGAGAGCCGCCCUCUGAAGCUGCGGUUGUUGGCUGAAAUCAGAGCGUACCCCCACAGGAAGGACCCGGCCUGGGUCCCUGAAGCCGACGCCCCCAUCGACUACUGCUACGUCCGUCCCAACCACAUCCCCUCCGUCAACGCCAUGUGUCACCACGGCUUCUGGCCAGGAGUGGACCUGUCCGAGUGCCUGCAGUACCCGGACUUCAGCGUGGUGGUCCUCUACAAGAAGGUGGUGGUGGGCUUUGGGUUCAUGGUUCCGGACGUCAAGUACAAUGAGGCCUACAUCUCCUUCCUGCUGGUGCAUCCUGAGUGGAGGAGGGCCGGCAUCGGGACCUUCAUGAUCUACCACCUCAUCCAGACGUGCAUGGGGAAGGACGUGACGCUGCACGUGUCGGCCAGUAACCCCGCCAUGCUGCUUUACCAGAAGUUCGGCUUCAAGGCCGAGGAGUACAUCCUGGACUUCUACGACAAGUUCUACCCCGUGGACAGCGCCGAGUGCCGCCACGCCUUCUUCCUGCGCCUGCGGCGCUGACGCCCGGCUGCUGAUCCAGUUUGGUCCGUCACCUCCGACUUCCACGUGAUCCUGUUUUCCAGAUCCAAUAAAAGUUUCAUUCAGGCUUUCCUGACCACAGACUGCAUUACCCAUGAUGCACUGGGCUAUGUCACUGUGGCAACAGUUUGAGCAGAUAGGAGAAAGCUGGAGCAGGAAUUUGUCCUUUGUUUGGGGGGGGGGUCACAGCCCCACCUUCAUGGAAAACAGAAGGAAACUGUUUCACAGACUUGGGGGGUCACUCCAAGUCCAUGGGGGUCUUGGCCUCAGUUGACAGACCCACCUGGUCCCAAGGAUGGCUCCAAGUCCCCGGUGACUGGGGCCCGUGACCUCUACCCCCACCCCCCAUGAUGACAUGAACUGGGGGGGGGGGGUUCUAAAGGUUCUGUCUGAAUUGUUUCCCUAACUAUUGAAGGUUCUCCAUCUUCUAGUUCGUCUGGAUCUACGCUUCCAAAAUCCAGAACCCUAAAAAUUUCCCAGAAGUCUCUGCAGAAAACCAGUGUGCGUCCAUCCUCACUACAUCAGUGAAUAUAGACCACAAUGCAUUGCAUCGGAAUUAUUUUUUGCCACAAAAAUGUAUUUAAUGUCUUUUUUUAAAUAAACGUCGUUUUUGUCUUCAGGAGACGGCGGAUCAGAAAUAGA
This is a messenger RNA of Oryzias latipes (Japanese medaka), 3414 nucleotides long. It is a transcript of the gene kat14, whose product is annotated as lysine acetyltransferase 14. Gene Ontology annotation, molecular function: histone acetyltransferase activity. Lineage: Eukaryota; Metazoa; Chordata; Actinopteri; Beloniformes; Adrianichthyidae. The record is from RefSeq and is a predicted model, not a curated record.